CCGGGAUGUAGAACAGCGAUUAUCAGCUUGCGCCAACUGCAUUUCCCAUUCACCGUAGUAUCCCAUUUCACUUCAAAGUGUUUCUUAUUGAUGAUAUAUUUAAGAGUAAGUCGGCCUCAACUGCCAACUCGAUUUCGGGCAGUAUCUUGCACAACGCCACGGCUGGUAUUCCAGCCCGCCUCAUCGGCCUCAUCCUCACCACCAAAACCGAGAACCUUUUACACCACCACCGCCUCAAAACCCACAACAAUGAAGACAAGGAUACUGCAUGUACCCCGGGGCAGAGACCCCGGGCAGUUCACAUCACCAGACAGCAUCGACACCUGGGAGGUCUCGUCAGACCCAUCCGUGCACGACACCAUCGCGCCCCUGCGCGAGGCAGCAACCCUCCUCCAGCAGAGCGAUAUCCCCGUCGCAUUCCCCACAGAAACAGUCUACGGCCUCGGCGCAGAUGCAACGCGCAGCGCUGCCGUCAAGGGCAUCUACGCCGCCAAGGGCCGGCCCUCGGACAACCCGCUCAUCGUGCACGUCUGCGACCUCGACAUGCUCCGCCGCCUGCUGCGGCCCGCCAACGGCGGCAACACAAACGGCACAAGCACCACUGCCACAGCUACUACUAAUGGCCACUCGGGCCAGGGCCAGGAAGACGAGGACCCGAUCCCGCAGAUCUACAGGCCCCUCCUGCGCCGGUUCUGGCCGGGCCCCCUCACGGUCCUCCUCCCCAACCCGGCGGGCUCGGCCCUCGCGCCCGAGGUGACGGCGGGGCUGCCGACCUUCGGGGCCCGGAUGCCGGCCUCGGCGCUGGCGCGCAGCCUGAUCGCGCUGGCGGGGGCGCCCCUCGCGGGGCCCUCGGCCAACGCGAGCACCAAGCCCAGCCCCACCGCGGCGCGGCACGUCGUGGACGACCUGGACGGCCGGCUGGAGCUGGUGCUCGACGGCGGGGUCUGCGGCGUCGGCGUCGAGAGCACCGUCGUCGACGGAAUGUGCGACCCGCCCGUGGUGCUGCGGCCCGGCGGCGUGAGCAUGGAGGAGCUGAGGCGCGUGGAGGGGUGGGGGGGCGUCGUCAAGGCGUACAAGGACGCCAGCGAGGUCGGGGAGGACGGCGCGGGCCCCCGCGCGCCGGGGAUGAAGUACAAGCAUUACAGCCCCCGGGCGAGGGUGGUCCUGUUCGAGGCCCGGACGGGGACGCGGAGCGAGGAGGUGCUGCGGGAGUUGGAGGGGGUGGAGGGGCGCAGGGAUGUGGUUGGCGUUGUCCGCACGCAUCGGUGGGAGAGGCUACCGGGGCGUGAGGUCGGCGCAGAGGAGGGAGACACGGAUGGGGACGCCGACCUGAGCUACGAGAUACACACGUCUGUCGUUGACGCGUCGCGGGUCUUGGACAUCGGGCUUGGGCCCGACAGCAGGACAGUCGCCCAGGGCCUGUUCUCGGCGCUGAGGGAGCUGGACAGGAAAGGGGCGGACGUCAUCUUCAUCGAGGGCAUCGAGGACAAGGACGACAUCGCGGCAGCCGUCAUGAACCGCCUGCGCAAGGCGGCCUCGGAGAUUAGAGCAUAGAGGGCGAUGGCGAUAUAGACAGAAGCGCGCCCGGCAUAUAGACUUGCGCCCAAUCACCAAAGAGAUAAUAAUGUCAU
Messenger RNA from Diaporthe batatas, 1631 nucleotides. Its product is annotated as threonylcarbamoyladenylate synthase. NCBI's taxonomy places the organism in Eukaryota, Fungi, Ascomycota, Sordariomycetes, Diaporthales, Diaporthaceae. The record is from RefSeq and is a predicted model, not a curated record. Gene Ontology annotation, cellular component: cytoplasm. Bases 91 to 1554 code for a protein of 487 amino acids. Gene Ontology annotation, biological process: regulation of translational fidelity. Gene Ontology annotation, molecular function: nucleotidyltransferase activity; tRNA binding; double-stranded RNA binding. The transcript has a single exon.